AUGUUUCUGUUGCCGUUGCUGCCGUCGCCGCCGCCGACUCCUCAGCGGAUUGAGGAUAUCGCUGCCGCUGCCGCCGCCGCUGGUGCUGGUGCUGGUGCUGGUGCUGGUGCUGGCGCCUCCGCCUGGACAAGCUCGCAAAAGCCGGGCGACGACCUGAUCGCCAACUUCAGGCAACACUUCCCUGAGGUCGCAGCAGGCUCGUCUGCCGCCCCCUCAUCGUCCCAGACGACUACCGCCGGAGUUCCAGGAGCCGCACAUAAUGCGCAAGACAGAGCCCACGGCUUAGGUCAUGAUGCCUUCCAUGACCAGGAUCCCACUCCCAGGGCUUCAAAUGAGCCCUGGAGGUUCACUCCGUCCCUGAUGGAUCCCAACUCCUUCUCCUUCACCAACUUCGCCAAUGCCCCGCCCGGCUACUAUACUCCAACGCCUGGCGGCACGAACACUUUGUAUCAUCCCCAAGCUGGCGACCUGCACACCCCUGGCCUGUUUGGCAUGGGCCUGGGCACGCCGCUGUCGAUGCCCACGACAGAAGCUGCCAUGCAGUCUGGCCCCGGCUCCGGCCCGGGCACAGUCCCAGGUCCUACCCCAGGCCCUGCUAUGAUGGAUCUCGCUGGCUUCCACCACGGGCCCACGAACCUGCAUCCCGCCCAGUUCCAUCAGCAGCCGCAAUUCAACCCAUUCGUCCAGCCCCAUCCGCAGCAGCAGUCUUUCGCCCCCUCCACCUUUGUCCACCAGGAUACCGGCUACGAGACCAUGGAUCAGGAUGGCUCUCCGAUGGGUUCUGACCAGGGCGACGAGCGCAUGGGUUCCAUUGAUAGCGCCUUCCAUGGCCAGUCUCCCAUGAUGGGCUUCCAGCCCAGGCAGCAGUAUGGGAUGGCCAUGCCGCUCCCGAUGCAUCCCUCAGCCGAGAAGUACCGUUUCCAUGUUACACUCAACGCUCCGACUGCUAUGAUCAAGCACGCAGAUGAGAUCCCAGUCACAUACCUCAACAAGGGCCAGGCUUAUUCGCUGUCCAUAGUGGACACGCGGCCCGCCAUCCCUAUUGCGCCAGGAACUCGCCUUAGGACAUUCGUCCGCGUCUCGUUCGAGGAUGAACAGCAACGCCAGAAGCCUGGUGUCUGCUGGAGCCUGUGGAAGGAGGGCCGGGGUACGAACGAGGCACACCAGCGGGGUGGCAAACUACAGGCCGUGGAAUACGUCGAGGCGGGCCAGCCCGCGGAGGGAGACGACAAGCGGACGAGGGUGGAGCUGGAAAGCGCUUCGUUCGAUGGUUUCUCUGUCAUAUGGACCCCCGGCGUCAACGGUGCCGUCGAGUGUAACGUCGCCGUCCGCUUCAACUUCCUCUCUACGGACUUCAGCCACUCGAAGGGCGUCAAGGGAAUCCCUGUGCGUCUUUGCGCCAAGACGAGUGCUCUGGACUCCGAGGGGCCUUCUGCCACAGACACCACGCCCGAGAUAUGCUACUGCAAGGUCAAACUCUUCCGCGACCAUGGCGCCGAACGGAAACUGUCCAACGAUGUCGCACACGUCAAGAAGACGAUCGACAAGCUCAAGCAACAAAUCGCGCAAGCCGAGAGCGGCCUGAAGGAUUUUGGCAAGCGCAAGCGGGCCGGUGGGUCACAAAUGAAAGGUACCGACGGCAGCCAGAGGCCUGGUAAGGUCCAGAAACACAAGCGCACGUGGUCCAUGUCGUCUGCCAGCUCGGCAGGUGGCGGGAGCGGCGGCGCCCGAAACGCACUCGAGGACGAUCUUCAUUUCAAGCUGCAGACCCUACAGGACAUGUUCACCAGCACCCGGCCAGUCAGCGUACUUUACCUGAAGGGUGACGACCUCGACGACCCAGACGCGCACCCGGUCUCACUGCCCGGCGAUUCGUCUCUCGACCUGGUCAAGGUCGAGUCCCGGGACAGCACCGCCUGGAGAGACCGCAGCACGCACAGCUCUGUGACUGGGUCGCUCGUGUCUCCGUCUCCCAGCUCGCUGUCGCUGCACUCAGCCGCAUCUGUCGCCGUACCGGGCGUGCCGUGGCAGGAACGUGCGGCUGUAGGGUCAGACCCGUCGUCGCGACAAGGCUCCCUACAGCCAACUCGCGUCCAGAAGGCCUCGGACGCAGGUGGACUCAGCGGCUGGAUCGAGGCAUUGGGUGUUGAUCCGUCCUACCGGCCACCGCCCGAGCGAUCUGCGAAGCCGAUCGCGUGCUUCUACGUGCUCAAGAAGAACGGGGCAGAGAAGGAGGCGCGCGAGUACCACAGGGCCAUCUAUCUCAUGCAGCGCACAUUGCCCGAGUUUGUUGCACGCAUCGCGUCAAAAUGGAACAUCGACGUCAAGCGAGUGUCCCGGGUUUUGCAUACCUUGCAGAGCGGGCUGGAGGUCGAAAUGGAUGACGACGUAAUCAAAGAGCUCUCCGAGGGGCAGGAUAUGGUCCUGGACAUUAUCGAGCAAAAGCAGCCAGUGAAGCGUGAGUGGGAAAUGUCACUGGAUGACGCACCCGGCGAAGAGGACGACGCUUCAGGGACGCAAACGCUACAACAAAGUAAUUACGAGCUCCGGCUUGCCUUCUGA
Molecule: messenger RNA, 2562 nt
Organism: Diaporthe citri
Lineage: Eukaryota; Fungi; Ascomycota; Sordariomycetes; Diaporthales; Diaporthaceae
Exons: 3
Coding region: 1-2562 (853 amino acids)
Biological process (GO): regulation of transcription by RNA polymerase II
Cellular component (GO): nucleus
Molecular function (GO): RNA polymerase II cis-regulatory region sequence-specific DNA binding; DNA-binding transcription activator activity, RNA polymerase II-specific
Source: RefSeq, a predicted model, not a curated record